GAACUGUUCGAGAACGAUUUUGCGAAUCAAUUAUUGAUCUACGAUCUACAACAAUCUAUUUACAAUAAGAUCUCCCACCACCAUCGCCGGUCGAGAUAGCGCACGUGCGUAUGCCCGGACAUCAGCACAUCGCAUCCAUGCAUAUGAGCGGUCGAAGUGCCGACAAACGAACUAAAGCUUCUUUUAUCAGUCGGCCACGACCGUGUGAGGCAAACAGUUGAGUACGCGCGGCGGUGGUGCGUUUACGGGUGCGAGAACAGGCAACGGCUUCUUUUUCCUCGUUUCCCGUUUUCCCGCGGCCUUUGUGCAUUCCUUACCGGCCAACAUUUCCACAACGCUGGAUCGAUCAUUGAUCACGAUCCUCCGUCACCGCACGACGAAACCAACUUUCCGUUUCGGCUCACGUACAACCGAUCGAGAAGAGUCCCGUACGAAAUUGCACGCGACUUCGACAACGAGAUCGGACAGCGACAACAGAGCAGAAGUGGCAGGGUUAAUCGAAUAUCAAGGAACAAUAAACGCUUUACGAGCAAAUAUCGACACGCUGGCGCAAAUUCUUCAAUAUAUCGUUACUACAUCAAGGCUGACCGAGAUAGGUAGGUCCGACGUGAAAGUAUCUCAGGUCGAUCCCGGACUUUGCCAAUUUCGUAGAGGAUACUACAAGAUCGUCCGCCAACACCGAACUCGAUAUGGUCGUUUCUCCGGUCUCGUCGACUGAACCGGCGCUGUUCAACGUGACUGAUAUAAAAUUAAACGACUGCGCUGAUCACAAUGAGCAUCUAGCAAACAAACUUAAUAACAGGGGAGUUAAGGAUCACGCGUUUACGAUACAGCGAGACAAUAUGUCGAACGGAAAGGAUAAUUAUGCCUUAGAUUUCGACUGCAUAGAGAAGGCGAUCGAUAACAAAUUAAAUUCAUCCGCCGACAUCAAAGCGGAACCCGAUAUCGUGAAGAAAGUGGCAGCGGGUCUGAAAAGUUCUAAUGGCCAAAAGAACAAAACGGACAUGUCACUACCCAAUCUCGGUGGUGGAACACUUUCCAGUGGAUGUUCGAUAGUGACGAUCUCUUCCGUCGCAAAUUCAGAUCCUGAUCCUGAGUUCCAUAAUAACACGGAUGGGUUUGGUAACAGCGCAUACAGACACGAAAGAUGGUAUCAGACCACCCUUCAAGUCGCUGUGCCUUUCUUUAUCGCCGGGAUAGGUACAAUCGGUGCUGGUCUCGUACUCGAGAAUGUCAAGGACUGGCCAGUAUUUCGCACCGUUUCUCAAUUAAUCAUUCUUGUCCCUUCGCUGUUGGGUCUGAAAGGGAAUCUCGACAUGUGCUUGGCAUCGCGUUUAUGUACCCAAGCCAAUCUGGGGAAUAUGCACGAGUUUCGAGAGAUCGUGAAAAUGAUAAUCGGUAACAUCGCGUUGGUGCAGAUACAGGCGAUUGUCGCGGCCAUUUUGGUAUCAAUUUUCGCGAUUAUUUCCGCGAUAGUAGAAAGUAGCGAGUACAGUUUCGAAUGGAAUCAUUGCCUGUUAUUGGCCGCCUCCAGUGUAUCCACCGCCACGAGUUCUUGUUUUAUUCUAGAUUUUGUGAUGAUUGUCGUCAUCAUAAUCUCAUACCGAUGUAAAAUGAAUCCUGAUAAUUUAGCCACACCUUUGGCUGCCUCCUUCGGAGACGUCGUAUCAAUCAGCAUGCUAUCCACAAUCGCAUCGGCGUUAUUCGAGAGAAUGACUGGUUCCGUACCAUGGAUUUUGUACAUUAUACUCGGCUGUUAUUUGUUGAUUUUACCAUUUUGGAUUUAUGUAGUGCUCAAGAAUAAAUAUACUAGAAACGUUUUAGCAUCCGGAUGGAUUCCAGUUUUAUCGGCAUUAUUUAUCAGCGGAUGUGGAGGUUUGGUUCUCAGUGGAGUCGUUGACCGAUUCACAGGAUUCGCCAUCUUUAAUCCAAUAAUAAACGGAAUUGGUGGAAAUUUAGUCUCCGUGCAAGCAUCUAGAAUCUCAACUACAUUACACCAAACAACGAUCAUGGGAAUUUUACCGCCACACUCGAAAAUAUUCAUUGCCCCGUGGAAGGCGCUCUUUACAGGCACGCUAUACGCGAAAACAGCCAGAAUACUCAUUUGUAUGGCGAUUUUUGGUGAACUAAUCUUCAUUUUCGCCGCUGAUUACAUCCAAUGGGGAAAGUCCACUUUACACAUAUACUUCGUAGUGUCUUACAUUGUUAUGGCUGUUCUUCAAGUCAUGUUGUUGCUUUACGUGGCGCAUAUUAUUAUUCACGCUAUGUGGCGAUUCAAGAUAGACCCGGAUAAUUCCGCCAUACCGUAUCUGACAGCUUUGGGCGAUCUUUCGGGAACGAUAUUUUUAGCAGCAGCGUUUUGGUUUCUCGGAAUGAUACAUCACGAUUAUACAGGCAAAUAGGGAUUAACUGGUGUGAAGAGAUUGAAACAUAAUGAGAAUUUUGUAUGAAUUUUUCCUUCGAAUGUGUGUGAUGCAUUAAUUUGAAGGGUGUUAAAUCGUGUCGAAAGAUGUUCGAAAAACGAGACAAGAGAAAACGAAGAUUAAUUAAGAGAGCGAGUGUUACGUGGAAACGAGUACAGUGCAUUAUUGCGGAACGAUCUGAUUGAUCUGAGAGGGACAAAAGAGCACAGAAUUAUUUUUCUCUAUUAAGGGACCAUCUUAAUGAUACGUUAGCCGCGUUAAUUAGUCGCGCACAUUGAACGUAGUGGAUUAGAAAAAAAAAAACAUGUCGCUCUUCUUGAAAUAGAUACAUUAAUAGGAAGAAAAAGUACAAUGACACCGAUUCUAAUAUAACUAGAUCAAGCUUCGUCAUGGUGUAAUUUAUUAUGAUCUAAUGAUCGUACAGUCCCUAUUACAUCAUAGCAAAAAAAAAGAAAAAAAAAAGAGAAAAGAAAAAAAGAGAUGAACAUUGCAAAAUAAACAUAUUAACUGACGAUUACUUAGAGUUAUAAGAUUAAUGUAAUUUUUUAUAAGAUUUUAAUUAUGCUUAAUCAAAAAAACAAAUAUUUUAAAUAUAGUAAUAUAUGAUUGCAUCUAUGAAUGCACAUAAGUAUUUUCAACGUAAUCGUAAUAAACAAAA
Apis laboriosa (Himalayan honeybee) is the source of this 3081-nucleotide messenger RNA. Its product is annotated as solute carrier family 41 member 3-like. The coding region runs from base 690 to 2402 and encodes 570 amino acids. The record is from RefSeq and is a predicted model, not a curated record. Gene Ontology annotation, molecular function: monoatomic cation transmembrane transporter activity. The transcript has 9 exons. NCBI's taxonomy places the organism in Eukaryota, Metazoa, Arthropoda, Insecta, Hymenoptera, Apidae. Gene Ontology annotation, biological process: monoatomic cation transport. Gene Ontology annotation, cellular component: plasma membrane.